AUGCCUACCAUAGAAAUGGACAGGGUUCCAGAAAAUGGUUCUGUUUAUGAUUCCGAUGGUGAAAACAGUAACAGCGAAAAUGGCUCUAAGAAAUUAAUCAUAAAAAAGAAAACUAGAAAAAGAGGAAUUAUUUAUUUAUCAACUAUUCCUCCGUAUAUGAACGUAGCUAAGAUAAGAGAAAUUUUUAGUGAGUUCGGUGAUGUUGGAAGGAUAUAUUUACAAUCAAGUAACAAACCAGGUGAAAAAAGGAAACGGGUACCGAAUUUAUUUACUGAAGGUUGGGUUGAAUUUGAGAAAAAGAAAGUGGCAAAAGCAGUUGCUGCUAAUUUAAAUAAUACUAAGAUAGGCACCCGCAAAAAAUCUCGUUAUUAUGACAUGAUAUGGAAUAUUAAGUAUAUCCCUAGAUUUAAAUGGGUCCAUCUGAGUGAGCGCUUGGCUUAUGAGAGAGCUGCUAUGAAACAGAGAUUGAGAGCUGAAAUAUCUCAAGCAAAGAAGGAAGCCCAAUAUUUGCAGUCUAACAUUGAAAAAAGUAAAAAGUUGAAGAAAAAGAAAUUGACGACAAAUACUAGUAAUGAU
Brenthis ino (lesser marbled fritillary) is the source of this 576-nucleotide messenger RNA. The record is from the annotation of a GenBank genome assembly. NCBI's taxonomy places the organism in Eukaryota, Metazoa, Arthropoda, Insecta, Lepidoptera, Nymphalidae.